This is a messenger RNA of Cloeon dipterum, 3455 nucleotides long. RefSeq names its product neurofilament medium polypeptide. Lineage: Eukaryota; Metazoa; Arthropoda; Insecta; Ephemeroptera; Baetidae. The transcript has 12 exons. Gene Ontology annotation, cellular component: centrosome; centriole. The coding region runs from base 432 to 2837 and encodes 801 amino acids. Gene Ontology annotation, biological process: centrosome cycle; neuron migration; tube formation. The record is from RefSeq and is a predicted model, not a curated record.
UGAUAUCAGUGUGAAGAAAAAAUUUUUAGUUCAUUUGAAUUCAAUACCGGUACAUAAACUUACAGUGCCAGGUGUUUGACUGACCGCUGCUGAAAUACUAAUAAUGCACAGUGGCGGCGCGAAUAUGGAAUUAGACAUUCCUUUGAAUUGGUCUCUCCUAUAGAAAAUUUUUAUCGUCUAUUUUGCAAUGGUGUGGCAUAAUUUAAAUUACUGUAACAUUGAAGUGCAUCUGCCUUCUUUAUCCGCUUUUAUCCGAUGUGUUAAAUGCGACAAAACAAGUUCUAACUCAUCAUUUUUCUUUGAGUCGACAGAGUGCCUUAUUUGCUAGCAAAAAAUUACUAAAAUCACUAUUAUGACAGCAAGUGCACGGACACAAUUAUCCCGGAGAGUGCGUCUCUCAGGGGCACAGAAAGAGUAAUGGCCUCCAAAAAAUGGAGAAGAAACGCGGCUUGGACUACACGGACUUCGCGUACCGUGAAGCAGUGUCACGUUUGCGCUACCUUAUGGCCGAAUCUUACCAUUCGCCCUACAGGCAUUAUACAGCGGUUUAUGGCGAAGAUCGAGACCCAGACGCGAUGCUGGAGCGCACCAGGUAUCUGCUCAGCCCUCACAGACGGCCACCUAUGUACUCGUCAAUGCGGAGGGGUUUGUCAUUCAGAUCACCUCCUAGGGUCAAGAUGGACUCGGCGGCGGAGGACAACAAUACCACCGCCCCGAAUACUCCACGCACAAUUCCGCAAAUGGAGCAACAACAGCAACACCAUGUGCUGCCCCCGAAUGUUAGUUCAAUGCCACCAGAAAUGGUAAACUACAUGGAGAAGCAAGAGGAGUAUAUCGACCAGCUAGAAAAGGAGUCACAAUACUGCAGGGAAGAGAUGGCGAAUCUGAUGGGGAAAAUGAAAGAGGUCAUGUGUGAAAAUGACAACUUGUAUGACAAGCAGAAAUCGGGGAUCAUCAAAUCACUCUUUGAUUGCAUUCAAUCAGACCGGGAAGAGGACGACGAUGAUGAAGGGGAUACUGAAGCAUCUGAUGUGACUCCAAGAAGAAAAAAGGUUGAAAAGAGGUCCAGGAUGGAAGGACCAAAUAUUGUAUUUGAAUCACGCAUCAGUGAACUGGAAGCUCAACUGACUCAGCUGAAAAUUGAACUCAAAAAGUCCCAGGAAGAAGCAUCAAUUUACAAAGCGCGCUUGGCAAAUGAUGAUUUCUCUGAAAGGUCCAACAUAGAGCUAGAGCAGCACCAACGACAAAUUGAGAAUUUGCGCCGAGAAAAGGAAUCGCUUUCAGAGACAGUAAAAAAGCUGCAAAACACGCUGUCGGAUCUCAAAGAUCGCGAAUCUGAUGCUAGUCACAAGCUGAAGCGUAGUAAAGAAGCUGCGGAGCAGGCUCAAUUUGACAAAUCCCAGGUACAAUCAGAUCCUGUUUGUGAUAUGAGCGAAAUGGAGGUUCGACGUUUGAAAGAUGAGCUGGACCGCUUGCAUCAGAAAUUGAGAGAAGCAAUCGCUGAGCAGGGCCGAAGAGCUUCAGAAGAGCGAAGUGCAGUGGAGAGGAGGUACCAAUCGCAGGUUGAGCAGCUCCAAGCAGAGCUCACCUCUCAGUGGGACACCACGAGCAGGUUGCAGCUUGAAGUGGAAAAGCUUAGGAGAACUGACGCUGAACUUCGUAGAGAUUUAGCCAAUAAAAACGCGACAUUAGAUGACCUGGCCAAGGAAACUCAGUCCAAAAUUGAUGUGUUGCAGGGAGAAUUGAGCUCGGCCCUUGUCCAGCACACAAGUCUAAGUCAAGAGCUCGCUUCAGCUCAGUUGGCAGCUGAGAAAGCUGAAAGGGAAGGGAGGCAGGAGAGCAAGAGAUUAGGAGCUGAGAUUUUGGCUCUCAGGGAAAGGCUCGAGAGGGCGGACGCAGAAACGCUCAGGGCGCGGCAAGAGGCUCUGAGACUCUCAGAGCAACUUGCCGCUCUCGACCGAGAGAUUGGCAUCAAAAUGUCUCUUUUCCGACUUAACAAAUCGCGGGUGGGGUUUCAGAUGACCCUUAACAAGACCAAAGACAUAAUCGCAGCCACUCCUAACCCCAGAGACCAAGAAUUCACAAACAUGCUCUCUAACAUGGAAUCAAAACAUGUUGAAACCGUGUCAGAACUAGAAGGCAUGAUUCAGUCACAAAACCAAGUGAUGGCCAAACUGAAAGAUGAGUGCCACAAUCUCACACAAAGAUUGGAAGAAUCCUCCUCUCGACACAAGCAGGAAAUGGCUGGGCUACAAAGUAAUGUAAAUUACCUCACAGAGAAGCUAGAAUCCUCCUUAGUGGCAAAAAAAGAUUUUGAGGUCCCCUCCUACGUCUCCCGGCCCAGCACUGACGUUCUCGCGGCUCCAGCCUCCCCCAGCGCGCGAUCCAGCUACGAUGAGUCCCCUGGACCCAUUUCUCAGCAGCUCCGCGAGGAGUACGAGCCCUCUCGGGUCCUCAGCGGAAGCGUCGGUGGUGACGGCUAUUCGUACCAAUCGCCUGUCGCCGGAGGAGGCGGUGCUGCUGAGGCUGUGUCAGGACGACUGGAGGAUCAGCUCGCUGAGCCCAACCCCGGAAUGUACGAGCAGCAGCAGUAUGAUGAGCCGCCUCGGCGCACCAGCUACGAGCCCCAGCAGUACGAACCCCCUGCUCCUGAGCCUGAGCAGCUCCCCAUACAGCAGGAGUCCCCUGAACGACCCCCCAACAAAACUCUGAGCCGCGGCCCAAGCUACGAAACUGUCCACGAAGCGCCGCGAGUGAGCAGCAGGCCACCUUCAGGUGGAUCCACCAGGACCCCCCCUUCGCCUUCAGGGAGGGGUAGGGGGGUCAAACAACCAUGACCCGGGGUGGGCACUGCAAGGACUCGGCAGGGUAUUCGAUAGCACCCCUCAGUCUUUGUGGGCUUGAAAUGAUCAGCUGCUUGGUGCUGGGGUACAUGUGUACCGAUAUUUUGUCAUUGGCAGUGCAAGCAAAUACCUUCAAAUUUGAUUAGAUAUAUUUGUUGACAUAUGUUGCAUGUAUUUGUAUUGUGCCGCUUGUUAAAUGACUUAGGAAUGGUUUUCAUAGCUCCCUGUCGUAUCAGCACUUCCUGAAUGCAUUUAAAAUAAUUUGCAAGAUGCGUUUAAGGAAAGUUUUUGAAUGUGGAUGCUAUCUUUUUAAGAGUAAUAUCUUUAGAUCUAAAUUAAGAUAAAAAAGAUAAGUUAAAUUCAUUGUCUAUUCUGCUUAUCUAAAUUUUUGGUAUUGAUGCCUUGUAUUCAAAAUUUCUAUCUCUUAAAAGUUCAUCUGUGUAGACACACAUCGCGCUAUUCAAUCGCACAAGAGCAAAGUUAGAACAAUUUGUUUCAUCAGUUAUAUAUAUUGUUACACAUGUAUGAAAGCGGUACUGCGUACGUUAUUCAGUGUCUGGGCUGGUAAUUUGAGUCGAGUUGGACGUAAUGAAUAAAUUAUAAAUUUGUAAU